Messenger RNA from Chiroxiphia lanceolata (lance-tailed manakin), 2194 nucleotides. It is a transcript of the gene OSBP, whose product is annotated as oxysterol binding protein. Gene Ontology annotation, molecular function: sterol binding. Gene Ontology annotation, cellular component: intracellular membrane-bounded organelle; cytosol; membrane. The transcript has 14 exons. NCBI's taxonomy places the organism in Eukaryota, Metazoa, Chordata, Aves, Passeriformes, Pipridae. The coding region runs from base 128 to 2089 and encodes 653 amino acids. The record is from RefSeq and is a predicted model, not a curated record.
CGGGGCCGGUCCCGGCUCGGCCCGCGAGGGGUGGCUCUUCAAGUGGACCAACUACAUCAAGGGGUACCAGCGCCGCUGGUUCGUGCUCAGCAACGGGCUGCUCAGCUACUACCGAUCCAAGGCGGAGAUGGGCCACACGUGCCGGGGCACCAUCAACCUGGCCACGGCCAACAUCACCGUGGAGGAUUCCUGCAACUUCAUCAUCUCCAACGGCGGCGCCCAGACCUACCACCUGAAGGCCAGCUCCGAGGUGGAGCGGCAGCGCUGGGUCACCGCCCUUGAGCUCGCCAAGGCCAAGGCUGUCAAGAUGCUGGAGGAGUCAGACGACUCCGGCGACGAGUCGGUGUCGCAGACGGACAAGACGGAGCUGCAGAACACGCUGCGGAUUCUGUCCAGCAAGGUGGAGGACCUGAGCACCUGCAACGACCUGAUCGCCAAGCACGGCACGGCCCUGCAGCGCUCGCUCAGCGAGCUCGAGGCCCUGCGCCUGCCCCCCGAGAGCACCGACAAGAUCAAGCAGGUCAACGAGCGGGCCACGCUCUUCCGCAUCACCUCCAACGCCAUGAUCAACGCCUGCAGGGAUUUCAUGCUGCUGGCGCAGACGCACGGGAAGAAGUGGCAGAAGUCGCUGCAGCAGGAGAGGGAUCAGCGGAUCCGGCUGGAGGAGACGCUGGAGCAGCUGGCAAAGCAGCACAACCACCUGGAAAGGGCCUUCCGGGGGGCCACGGUGCUCCCCGCCGGCACGCCCGGCACCGGCGGCUCCGGGAAAGAUCUGUGCUGCCCCUCCAAAGGUGACAUGAGCGAUGAGGACGAUGACAACAACGAGUUCUUUGACGCCCCCGAGAUCUUCCCCAUGCCCGACAUCAUGGGCCACAAGAGAACUGGGAGCAACAUCAGCGGCACCAGCAGCGACAUCAGCCUGGAUGAGCAGUACAAGCACCAGGUUGAGGACACCAAGAAGGAGAAGAGAACCCGCAUUCCCUACAAACCCAACUACAGCCUCAACCUCUGGAGCAUCAUGAAGAACUGCAUCGGGAAGGAGUUAUCCAAAAUUCCCAUGCCGGUGAACUUCAACGAGCCACUGUCGAUGCUCCAGCGGCUGACAGAGGACCUGGAGUACCACGAGCUCCUGGACCGGGCGGCCAAGUGCGAAAGUUCCCUGGAGCAGCUGUGCUACGUGGCCGCCUUCACCGUCUCCUCCUACUCCACCACCGUCUUCCGCACCAGCAAACCCUUCAACCCGCUCCUGGGGGAGACCUUCGAGCUGGAUCGGCUGGAGGAGAGCGGAUACCGCUCCCUCUGCGAGCAGGUGAGCCACCACCCCCCGGCCGCUGCCCACCACGCCGACUCCAAGCACGGCUGGACGCUCCGCCAGGAAAUCAAGAUCACCAGCAAAUUCCGAGGGAAAUACCUCUCCAUCAUGCCUCUAGGUACCAUCCACUGCGUCUUCCACUCGUCCGGCAACCACUACACGUGGAAGAAGGUGACCACCACCGUGCACAACAUCAUCGUGGGGAAGCUGUGGAUAGACCAGUCGGGUGAGAUCGAGAUCGUCAACCACAAGACGGGUGACAAGUGCAACCUCAAGUUUGUCCCUUACAGCUACUUCUCCCGGGAUGUGGCGAGGAAGGUGACCGGGGAGGUGACGGACCCCUCGGGGAAGGUGCACUUUGUCCUGCUGGGCACGUGGGACGAGAAGAUGGAUUGCUACAAAGUCCAGCUGGGAACGGGGGACAACGGAGCCGAGGCCCGGCCGCGAGCCCACGAGUCCGAGGACAGCCGGGUGCUGCUGUGGAAGCGGAACCCGCUCCCGAAGUACGCGGAGAACAUGUACUACUUCUCGGAGCUGGCGCUGACCCUGAACGCCCCGGAGAGCGGGACGGCUCCCACGGACAGCCGGCGGCGCCCCGACCAGCGGCUCAUGGAGAACGGGCGCUGGGACGAGGCCAACGCCGAGAAGCAGCGGCUGGAGGAGAAGCAGCGGCUCUCCCGCAAGCGCCGCGAGGCCGAGGCCGCCCGCGCCUCCGAGGACGGGACCCCCUGCGAUCCCUACAACCGCUGUGGUUCGAGCGGAGGAAGGACCCGGUGACGCAGGAGCUGGCGCACGUCUACAAGGGGGGGUACUGGGAGAGCAAGGAAAAGCAGGACUGGAGCCUGUGCCCGGAUAUUUUCUGAGCCCAGCGAGGAGGAGGAG